Molecule: messenger RNA, 12612 nt
Organism: Biomphalaria glabrata
Lineage: Eukaryota; Metazoa; Mollusca; Gastropoda; Planorbidae
Product: exonuclease V-like
Exons: 6
Coding region: 179-1300 (373 amino acids)
Biological process (GO): interstrand cross-link repair
Cellular component (GO): nucleus
Molecular function (GO): single-stranded DNA 5'-3' DNA exonuclease activity
Source: RefSeq, a predicted model, not a curated record
AUGUAGAAUAACAAAAGUAGGCAGAAAAAAGUCUCUAACUAGUCUAACUUACCUGGCAUCAAACAGCGGUCAAUUUGAUUUCUUCGCCUGCGAUAUGGCUAGAUCUAGCAUUCUAGCUCUAGAUCUAGAGCUACCCCUGCAGUGUCAGUACUGUUAGUGCAUUGAGUUGAGUAUCACUAUGAAUGUGCUCAAUGAUUUUUGGAAUGAUGACGAUCAAGAAUUAGCCAAUAUUGAUGUUCUUGAGAACUGUGUUAAUUGUGAAAAUAUAAGUGCAGCACAAAGACUGGAAUGUGAUAGCAUUAUCAGAACUAAAGGAACACCACAAAUAUGCUUCAGGCCUGAAUAUCUCACAGUAUCAGACUUGGUCAAGCAACAAUGGUGUGAACAACAGCUGGUGUACAGUCUGGAUCCAGGAAUAUAUUUAAUUAGAGCUCCACCAGGAAUGGUAGUAGACAUUGAAGAAACCCCUGAACAAAAGCUUGUUAAAAAAAAGGGAUCAGACAUUCACUUUCAAAGAGAAUUGGAGAUUCAGGUCCCAAUACAGGUGAACAUUGAAACCAAAGAAGAUGACUGGGGUGUGAAAUUUCUCAAUCUUCAAUUUGCUGUACAAUCAUUUUACAAUGGCAACAGACUUGCUAGGGAGAUUCCAGUGUUUGGUGUGCCGUUUGACAAGGAUGUCUUUGUUUACGGCAUAAUUGAUGAAUUACAAUAUAAUCUAAAUGAAUAUACUGUCAUUAUAACUGAACUAAAGACGAGAAGAAAUUCAUUUCCUCCGAAACAGGGUCAGAUUAGAAAAGACAAAUAUCAGGUGUCUCUAUAUGCUCAGCUCUUCAAUGACCUUGUUGAGGGGAGAUUUUCUAAAGAAUUGAUGGCUGCCAAACUGCAGCUCAACAUCAAUGCACAGUUCAGUAAGAGUGUUAUGAAACACAUUACCCAAUCAAGAAUCAACUCAGCUAAUAAGAUUCAUACUCUUGGGGCCUUAAUUGAUGCAGUAUUAACUCAGGUUCAAGCAAUGCCUCCUGUACAUUUUGCCAAAGUGGAAUAUAUCCAUCAAGAAACAAAACAGGUCAUCUCUGUUGUAGACUUCUGUUUGGACUUUCAGUCAUUAGCUGAGCAAUACAGUAGACACAUUGAAUGGUGGCUGGCCAAAAGAGGUACCGCAGGGGUAGAGGUUGAAGACUGCUGGAAGUGUAGUUACUGUCUGUUCUCUGAAUUUUGUGAGUGGCGGAAAGUCAUGGCUGAAAGGGCUACUAAAGAAGCUUAUAGAACAAAAUGUGUGACAGACGCAAGUCUUAGGUGAUUUCAUCUUUACUGGAGAAGCUAACUAUACCUUCAAAAAAAUUUAAAAGCUGAAUCUCAUGUACACAUUUUCUUUAAUUGAUGUUUCUCUCUUAAAAUUUACAAAUUAAUAUUUCCUGCCAUAACAUGUUAUAAUACUGGUUAUUUCCAAAUGAUCUUCACUGCUGGUGUUACUGAAUCCAUCCAUUCUUUUGUCUACUAGAUAACACUUGCCAUAAUGAUUCAUCAGGUAGUUUAUGACAUCACUUAAAUGCUUUCACAGAAUUUAACUAGGUUACUGCAAGUUUAGGCCUAUCUGUGACACAUAAAUGUUACGGUUAUAAAUUUUUUCUCUCUGUUUUCUCACACGUUGCCGCUCAGAGUCAGAGGAUUCAGGCGUUGGUGGCAAUAAAAUAAAAAAACAGAUUACAAUAGUUUCAAAGAGUAACUACACACUCUAAGUUUACUAAAACAAAUGGGAACUACUCACAUUAGGCAAAAUACAAGGGAUGCCCAACUAAUCUAUCGUGUGCUGUACAUAAAGCAUCAGACCGCUCAAACGGCUUAAAUGUAUUUAAUUUUAUUUAAUACAUAAACAUUACACAUAUGUUAUAUAUCUUAUGUUGGCCCCAACGGUCAAAUCAAGGACACAGAGGUCACAAAGUUGACAUUUACAUAUUGUUUGGACGAGCCCCCAUUUCUGUCAGGUGGGUUUUGUCGCUUAGGUAGGGCAUGAUAUGAUGGUCCCGUAUCCCCAGCCUGAACAGAGUAACACAAGAACCUAAAGGUAAUAGCAUGUAAAAUACAAACAUUGAAUAACAGUUAUUCAACUGAACAUUUAGUGAAUAACAACAGUUGUCAACAGGAACAAUAUUUAAUUAUACUUAAUUGUAAUUUUCAAACAUAUUCACAUAUGCAUCAAUAUCAUUGAAGUUAGCAUUUGAUUAAUAAUUAGUCUAGUAUCACACCAACAAGUUUCCGUAACACACCUUCACGCUCACAAUCCAUCUCGGCGCCCAACAGAACCUCAACUCCCUACACCUCAACACCGAUAGUUACUCCACAACUCCAAGAGCGGAAAGAUGACACACUUUCCCAUAGCCCAAAGCCUAACACCCCUUACAAGGAGAACCAACAAAACUAGCUACCUAGCUCACAAAAGAAGCUCUCUCUCUCUCUCUUGCGGGAACUAAGGGUGACGUAAACACACACACACACACAAAAUAUUCUAGACAACAAAACGCACUUAAAAGAAACUACUUUCUAUACGCUAAAACACCAAUAUUAAAUGCAAAGAAAACUUCACGCGCACACGACAGUAAACAUAUAUACAAAGUUUAUACAUGAGUAAAAUAAAGUCAAAUAAAUGUUUAAAUAAAAGGCCAUUAACUCACCGGCCUUAUCAGAAAAUAAACAAAAGUUACAGUCAAAAAUGGUAUGGCAAACGGCCCGAGUCAUAUGUUACAACUAUGUAAAUAAAUGGCCAUCAACUCACCGGCCUUCUCAAAACAAAAUAAAAGUUACACUUUCCAAAAAAAGUAUGGCACACCGCCCUAGUCAUAUGUUACAACUAUGUAAAUAAAUGGCCAUCAACUCACCGGCCUUCUCAAAACAAAAUAAAAGUUACACUUUCCAAAAAAAGUAUGGCACACCGCCCUAGUCAUAUGUUACAACUAUGUAAAUAAAUGGCCAUCAACUCACCGUCCUUCUCAAAACAAAAUAAAAGUUACACUUUCCAAAAAAAGUAUGGCACACCGCCCUAGUCAUAUAAUAUAUACACUAUUGUCAUAGUCUGGUAAUCACACAUCAGUGUAGAAAAAUGAAGGUCACAGGCCUCAGGUCAGUACACGACCACUUUUGGCCACUCUGGGGUUACAGGCUUCAGGCUUACACAGCCAACUGAAGGUCACAGGCCUCAGGUCAGUACACGACCACUUUUGGCCACUCUGGGGUUACAGGCUUCAGGCUUACACAGCCAACUGAAGGUCACAGGCCUCAGGUCAGUACACAACCACUUUUGGCCACUCUGGGGUUACAGGCUUCAGGCUGACACAGCCACUUUUAGCCAAAAAAAACAAAAGGGUCAUGCUAUACUAUAAGCUUCAGGGAAGCCUAUGAGCCUACAAGCUUCAUAGAAUCUCACCUAUAGACAUCUGUUCGGUAAAGCCUAUCUGAUGAUUCAAUACAGGUUGAAUCCCUCAGAGACAAGGCUAUAAAAAUGUCACAUUUGGGAGUACCCCAGGAUGCAGAACAUCAGGAUUAAACAUACUGCCUGGAAAUCAUUUGAGGCUAUAUCUACUAAUUAAUACAUUAUAUAAAAUACUACAAUGACUAAAGAUAUACUUAGCCCAAAGAUCUCCAGAGCACUUCUCCCAAGUACCCCAAGACACACGACCACUAACAGAAAAAAUACAAUUUACAACACAGGUCCAGUGGUCAAGCUGGUAACUCAGGAGCAAGUGGCAACUAAACACGGUCUACAUGCCCUUAUAUAAACUUCAUAAGGGGAAUCAAUCUAGUCUUUACAAUAGCUCAAAAAUAAUUAACUCCCCAUUAUGUCACAGUGGUUGUAAAAAGAUUGAGCGUCCAGCAGUCUAAUUUUGGAUGCCUUUUUUUUCUUUUUUCUCAAGAAAUUCAAAGUGACAAAUAUAUAAUACAUUACAUAUCAAAUUUUAUUGCUCAACAAUAAUAAAUAAAUAAAAGCAUGAGCACAAGACAAUUAUAAAGCAUGACAAAAGUAGGUCUACCGCACUGUAAUGGCUUUAUGCUAAUAAUAAACACUCUCUCUUUUCAAUGUAGCUUUGGGUUCUGAUAAUGUGAGCGUCGUGGUCUUGUGUAGAGCAUGCGUGUCAACAAUUAUCACAAGUAUUAAGAUACACUGAGCGAUGAGCUUGUUAGCAGAGAAAGAGUUUAUUGAAUAAAAUAAACAACUUGGCAAGUCGUCCAACCAUAAAGGCGUAGUACGCAAUUGAACAAUAGUCCAACUUCGGAAUACACUCACAGCAAUAUACAAUAUUGAUUCUUGAAAAUAUUUCUUAAAAUCAUUUAAGCUAUCUAUUUUUUGGUUUCUUUGGUACUGGUAAAUUCUCUGAAGUUUUCCAGAUGUGUGGAAUCACGCACAUUUGCAACAAGUGGUUUAAUAUGUGAGAGAAGAUAAACAAGAUUUGUUCCGCACAUAGCUUUUUCAGCUUGCCACUAAUUUUAUCUGGCCCAGAAGCUUUGAUUACGUUUACUCUUCUAAAUAAUAAGGUCACCUCAUCUUCGGUUACAAAGUUGAUGUAGGGUUUUUUGUUUGCCAUAGGUCAGAAUGUUGAAAAUUUCUUUUGUAAAUCUCCUUUGUCGAAACAAGAAUAAAAAUCAUUUUGUUCAUUGGCCAAUUUCUCCUCAUGAUCCACUGAAAGUUGUUCUCGUUUCGUGGCGCAGCCCUUUUAUUUUCUUAAAUCCUUCCCAACAUGCUUUUGAGUUGUUAUUUCCAAAGAAAAUUUUUAGCACUAAACCAAAUGGCUUGUCAUUCCAGAUGUAAACUCCUUCCAGUCCUGGCAGAGCGCAUUUAAAAGCAGUGUACUUUCUAGAAGAUUAGUCCAUUUGAUCUGCCAGAAACCUCUAUUCAGGUCCAUAGUGAAUAUGGAGGCCUUACUGUGCAUGUUGAGAAUACUGUCUGUGUUGGGUAAUGGUUCAGCAUCAACUAUUGUGCAGUCAUUUACUUCCCUUUAGCCACAGCACAUUCAAACUCCUUUGUCUUUUUUUGUGUUAACUAUCACCAUUUAUGGAACAUAAGGACUACUCUCACAUCUUUCUCUUCUACCCUCUUUAAUUAGUUCUCUCAUUUCUUCUCAAACUAAAUCCUCAUAACCCUAAGGUACAUUGUAGGCUUAACUUCUCACUUGUAAAUCUUUAUUUAGUUCUCGUCUGUGUUUUAUGAUGUCUGUACAGCUUGGUUUUUUUCCGUUAUUAUGUCAGCAUGCUUAGUUUUUAUGUCCUGCAUUCUAUUUCUCUCACCUUUCAUGGAGCUAUUAUAUUCAGAUCUAAUAGUAAUAGUGUUGACUGUAUUGUACUCACAUGAAAUAUGUGACUCUAGGUUGUCUGUUUCUAAUACUUUUACUUCGGCCACAUUAUAUGAUUGUAUUUCUUUAGUUUCAAAUUUUUGUAAUUCAUCAAUGUUUAGAGAACAUUCUUUUCCGUUUUGUCUAUCUUAAAUACUUUGUUGCCUGUUUUGUCAUUUACUUUCAUUUUUAUUCCUGCUAAAUUUAUCUUCAAUUUUUACAUAAACUUGAUCUCCAAUAAUAACUCCCUUAGUUUUCUAUUUCUAUUCUUGAUGACCCUGUGCCUCUCCAGAUUGUUUUCAAUGUUAUCUUGAGAAAUGCGUAUUGCCUGUCAUAGCUGUUGUUUUGUAUCUGUAAUCCAAGGGUGGUAACCCUCAUAGUUCUCUAGUUCCAGCAUGUUGUCUGCUUUUUGGUUUCCUCCCAAAAACGAGUUUGUAUGGUGAGAACUGUGUUGUUUCAUGUGGGCUGGUAUUAUAAGCGAAGAACAUGUAACUUAGCGUCUGGUCCCAGCUGUCCAUAGAAUCCUUUUCUUACUUGUAGAUUGUCUCUUUUAUCGUUUUGUUCCAGCGUUCUAUUACACCGUUUGCUUGGGCAUUGUAAGCUGUGCUGUGUACAAGGUGUAUAUUUGUCAUAUUUGCGAACGCUUUGUUCAAGUGUAUUGUAAAGUUAGAGGCAUAUCAGAUAGUAGCUUGUUUGGAAAGCCAAACUUGAGAAACAGAGUCCUGAUAGUAGUGCAGAUAUCCUCUGCUUUGAUUUCCUUCAAUGGAUAUGCUUCGACACAUCUAGUGGAUAUAUCAAUAAUUCCUAGUAUAUAUCUAUUACCUUUGCUACUUUUCCUUACUGGUUCUACAAUGUCUACUGCUAUAUUAUCCCAGAAUUUCCUGAAAAGAUUUUAAAUUAUAGAAAUAAUGCUCAAGUCUUCAGAAAUUGUAUUUUUUUAGAAUCAUCAAAUCAAGGACAACAUAAUAUUCAUGAACUUCCAGCUAUCAGCACUGUACUGGUAGAUAUUAUGGAGCACAUUCUCCUUCCACUCAGAGGAUCACAGCUCUGGACAAAUUCUAGUACUGUUGGCAGGAUAGAAACAACAUCCAUUAAAUGCUCAAAUAGCUUUCACAGAUCAAAUACAAUCAAGUUUUCCAAAGUUUCAUUUUUCUCGAUGAAUUUGUGGCAUUUCGAUAUGUAAGGCUUGGCUUGCUGUGUCUGUGGUAGGAGUAUGUUGGGAUUGACUUUUGCAGCUUCAAGUCUAGCGCAUUCAAUUUUGUCUUCUUGUGCCUUCAUUUCUUUCUCUAUUUCUUUCAUCUCCUUUUGAUGCAGCUUGUUCAUCUCGUUCUCUUUCUCUUUUUGUUCAGCUUUUUCUAAUUCCAUUUGUAUAAAUUGAGUCUUUCUAUCACAUGUGAGACUCAUUUCUUUUACUAACUCCAAAACUUUGUCGCAGUUAAACAUUGUUGAUUGAUAUAGUUAUCAAUACUAAGUAGGAUUUAAAUAUGUGUAUAGUGUCAACAAAUAUUAAAUGAUAUUCAAAUAUGUGUAUAGUGUCAACUCUGUAGUGAAUGCUUAGUCCAGAGGUAGGUGUCAAACUCUUUUAAAAGUUGGGCCAGUUUACCACAUUGGUUCAGGGUUCUUACGUUCCAUAUACCAAUUAGGGUAGGUUUUUUUUGCAUUGAAGGGCUUGCCAUGUACUGGUAUUGGUCAUUGGACGUCCUGUUGGGUUUGGUCUAACACCGUCAUCGAGGUUUGGCCUCCCUCGCCACAUGUGAAAUUAUCUUUAUGUUUCAAGUUUGCCGUCUCUAUAGUAACUAAGGUUUUACAGGGUGGUCUCACUUGGGCUACUGACCAGCAGAUGGCAAGUCAAUAGUUUUGCAUUGAUUAACAGCUUUGUAGACGUCUUCACGCAAAAGGGUUGGGUCUUAGUACGUAUAAAGUGGAAAAGUCUAGUAAUGUCAGAGAUUGUUAUGUAGUAGCUUAGAGUUCUUCACCAUUCAUCAGGGAUGCAAAUUGGUGUCUCAACUUUAAACUUCUGCAUAAUUAAAACUAUACCAGAAAAAAAACGUGCCUGAUGUUUUUGCUUUAAAUGGGAACAAAAAAAACUGCUUUAAAACUGCCUUAGCUUUUUAUUAAUCUGUUCAGUGAAAAUGCUUCACUGUUAUCUCCAUAGCUUUUAUUUUUUGCAUAUUUUUUUAAAGUUCUUUGAUUGGGUCCAGAUGUUUAAAGCACAAAUUGUCAUUUCAGGAAAUUUAAGACCACUCUCAAAUUCAUUGAAUUAUUUUCAAUUGGCAAAAAAAACAAAUAAAGCUUAGCAUUUGAUUGCUACUUUUAGACAUGAACCAAAUUCAUAUUAACUGGGGAUAAUUGAUGUGCUUUCUGCCAAUUCUUCACUUAAAAAUUCCAGAUUUACUCAGAUUUAUUAGGUUUUUUUUUUUAAAUAUGCUUAUCUGCCUUAGUUUUUCAAAUAUGCUUGACUGCCUUAGUUUUUUGAUAAGUGAAUAUGCUUGACCAUCUUCUCCAUUUCUUUUGCUGAUUUUUCAAAGUUUUUUUUUUACUUUGACUUGAAAUUUAAACUACAAAUGGUGAUUUGAGGAAAUUUAAGAACAUCGUCAUAAAAUAUGUUGUUUUUUCUUCCAGAAACUGAUCUUCUUAAACAGUUAGAUCAGAGUAGCAAUCCUCAGCAUGGUAAGAACUCAACGAUUUCUUUCCUGGUAUUUCUUUUAAUAAGAUCUUUUACACAGUCUUUGACAUGUAAACACCAAAAGUCUCUCGAUAUGAAACUCAUACAUAGUUAAAACUUUACCAGUAAAUACUCAGCCUGAUGUGUUUAGAUACAGUCAAGGAAUUUUAGCAAGAGGAAAAAAUCCUUUUUUCGCCAUUUUUAUUAUUUCUGUGACUUAAGCUGAAAGAUAUUGUUUGACCAUAAUAUGGACACAUAAAUUUAUGCUGUGCUUGAACUUGUAUCAGCUUGUUUUGUAAAUCAAGAUGUCUGGUAUAAUGUUUCAAAUAGAAUAAAUGUUAAAACUAUACUUUGAAUUUUUUAUUUUUUUUAACACUGUUAUUCAGAAAAAAAAUUUGUUCUUAAAUUUCUGCAAAGGGCUUUUUGUGUCUCUGUCUUAUGAUUUAUGGACUAAUUAGUAAUAAGACACACUGUUAUGAUGCAAGUUCUUUUUAACUGUUUAUGAUUCUACACAAGGACUAGUGAACGUUGUAGCAGUUUCAAUAUAUAUUCAUUAUACAAAAACUUGACAACUUCAACUCUAUUCUCUGUACAACUCCAACUUCUACAAACUUUUUAUUAUUUGUUCUAUAAGCUCCCCACAUUCCAACUAACUCUCUCCACAAGCUCCAAGUUCUAACAUUAAAAAAAUCAGGCCUGAAAUAUGUUUUCUUCUCCACCCAUACUUUUUUUACUUGUAUCUGGUCAAACACAUCACGUAGUCACUUUUAUUGCCUCACAUUGCACAGUCAUCCACCCGUAUUGUAUCAACAAACAUCAUUCAGACAUUGACACAUACGUCCUCUUGUGUCUCUAGUCUCCCCACACACCUACUGUACUGUGUUUUGUGACACAUUGUAACAUCUCUAUUACUACUCAAUUUACCGGAUGUCACUUUGGGUUCUUGUGUGUGCAUCUGGUAUCUUAAAUAGAACAAUAAACUUUAAAAUAUUGAAUAGGUAACUCAGUAGUAGCAGACAAUAAAUUUAUUGAAUAAAGAUAACUUGGCUGAUAAUCCAGCCACAUUUUCUAGAUCUAGUAAGUCAGAUAAUCCGAUGGAGUUUUGGUUAGCUUAUAAAUAAUAAUUAGAGGGGAAAAUCCUUUUCACAAUUAUUUUUUUUCUGUGAUGAAAGCAAAGCUAGUCUAGAUUCUAUUUCAGAUUUUAAAAUGAUUCAGUUUUGGGUUAAUGACUGAAAGUUCACUACAAUGGAAAGGUAAAGACUCGGUUUUGUUUGGUUUUGUAUCCCCAUUUUUCUGCAGAACUUGUUUGGCUUUAUUCUAUAUACAAGUCUACACAACCUGUGCUUAAACUUAAAUAGCAGAUCUAUUUUGUGAAUGGAUAUGUCUGGUGUGAUGUUUAAAGUAAACAGAAUGUUCAAACUAUAAGUAGAAUGUAAUGUAUAUAUUGACAGUCUUUUUUUUUUUGUCCAGAGUGUUGACAUUGUUUAUAUGAGUAUUUUGAAUGAUUCCCCUUGACCAAGGGAGUGAAUAUUGGAAUGUUAUGUGCCAUGUGUGUUAACAAAGUGUGUAAAUAAAUUCACUCAUUAUAGUGUUGGCUUUGUUUAUGGUUAUUAACCCAUUAGCUCCUUCUGCAGUUGGAAACAUUUUCCCGUUUUUGUCCUAAACCGUUGAACGUUUCUAAAACCCCCUAUUCAAUAUACUUGAUUUAAACUUUUAAAAAACAAGAUUUCUUCUAGUCUCGUUGCAAGCGUGAUUACAAAUCAUUUUGGAGAUUACCAAUUCUAUUUUUAAUGAAAUCGGAAAGGUUUUUAUUUUUUAAAUAAUUUUUCAAACGAACAGGCCCAUAGCCCCAGUGUAUAAGCCCCCCACGUGGGGAAAUGACUAUUUUUGAAGUUUUUUAUAUUCUAGUGGUAUUAAACGUAUAUAUUUUUUAAAACUAGACAUAUAGUUCUAUUUUUUAAAGUUAUUUGUUUGUUUAUUUGUAUUAGAUCUUCAAUUUGAUUAUUUUUUGCAAAAUACAUAUUUUUUAGGAUUUUUUAAAUACGGAGUUAUCACUCCUUGCUUAGGACUUUGAAGGGGGUUUUUUGAACCGGAAAUAGGAGCUAUUGGGUUUAGUUUAGCGUUUCUAGUUAACACGGGGGGGCUUUAUCUCUUUCAGACUUACCAGUACUGUAAGACAGUUCGGGGGCUACACAAGUAUGAACCUGCUGAACUUGAACUGAAAUGGCAAAUCUCUUUAGUAAAAAGGUUUUCGUAUUUGCCACAUUAGCAAAUUAAAAUACAAGAUGUUUGUUUUGUCAGUUUUCUUUUGUUCUAUCUUAUCUAUCUUCACAAAAGUUUCCUUAUUUAUCUCUGCCAAUCCUUUUGCAGUUUGCUCAUAUUUUUGGCAUAUAUCUAAACACUUCUUCAAUGUGAGACCAUCGUGAUUCAAUAAUCUCUCCUGCAGUUUUUUCUCCACGGAGAAUACGAUUUUGUCUCUAAUCAUUCUAUCUUUUUCCUUGAAAUUACAUUUUUCAGCCUGAGCUCUAAGCUGCUUAAUGAACACGUCACAAGAUGACACCUUUUCCAUGUUCCAAAAUCUGAAACUUUCCAGAACUUCAUUUUUUCUGGGGUUGCAAUAGUCGUGUAAUUUCUUUAGUAAUAUUUGCGGGUCAUUUACGUCUUCAUUCUCAUCAUACUGCAACUGCUCACAAAUCUCUUGGGCCUGAGGUCCAGCACAAUGUAGUAUUAUUGCUUUUUGUCUGAUUUUAGGUUUUUCUUCAGCUCCUAUUGCUAACAGAAACAGUUCUACUUGUUUUCUUCAUUGACGAAAGUUUUCACUGACAUUACCUUCAGUCACAUUUAACUCUGUUGGUGGUUUAAGUAGACCUUCUGCCAUCUUCAAUGAAAACUUCACUAUAGUAUAUCUACCGUAACUGAAUAACCCCGAGCCUCUCUAACUCUCUCCAAAAGCUCCAAGUUCUAACUAAAUCUCUCCACAUUUCAACUAACUCUCUCCACAAGCUCCAAGUUCUAACUAAAUCUCUCCACAUAAACUCGAGAAACAAAUAGACCUGUGUGGCAUAGGGAUUAUGAUAUGUACUAAGAAUUUUUAUGACAAUAUUAAUAUGCAUGUUGAAAUAUUUAUUCUAUAUGUGUCACACUCUCAAUUGAAAUUUAUUUUUAUUUUUAGUUGUUAUAAUAUUUAUAAAAUAAGAUGAGUUAUUAAUGUUUGUUAUUUUAAUUGCAAAUAUUUCUGAUAUGUAUUUUGUUAGCUAUAGAAAGGGAAGGAUGUUGAUGUGUGUUUUAUAUAGGUUGCACCAAUCGGUGUUUGGGAGUAACAUCCCUUGUAACUGUUGUUGUCAACCAAGAUGGCGUUUGAUUAAACAGCUGAUUUCAUGUCUUAUAAUUUAUAUCCAGAAUCUUGUUAUUAUUCGUUCAUGAUAAUCAACACAAGAUACAGAUUGUCUAGUUAAAUAGCUAGAAAUAAAGGUUGAAUCCAUCAUAUGAUGGAUGUAAACUUGGAUUUGAUGAAUAAUGGUUGAUAGCUAUCUCUAAGGAUUAUAAUCACAUGCUAAAUAAUUCUUUUAAUGCAUCAUCACUUUUCCCCACAAAAUAAUUUAACUGUUAUGAUGUGAGUUCUUGAAUUGUUGAUGUUGGUUAAUUACAAAAACUAUUCUAAAUCUUCUCACUCUUUAAAUUCUAACACUAACUAAAUAUAGCAAAAUCAAGCCUUUAAAUACAUUUUUGAUUUGCCUGAACAUUUGCAUAUGCACCUGUUCAAUUAACAAAAGGGACAAUAGUAAACAGAUAAAUUCUUCAGUAGUACACAGAACCGUUCUAUUGUUCUUGUUUGCAUCUCAGGAUCACCCACCCGUAUCAUAAUACAAUGACAAGAAUGUCUCUAACUAGUUGAACCUCAAUUAACUUUCUAAUUUACCAGGUUAUUAGGGGGAAAUACUUUAGAGCACACAACUUAAAAACACUAUUUGAUAAUGUCGACCCUGGGAAAAUGAUCAGUGGGUAGAUGCAUGUAAAAACACUGUUUGAUAAUGCCGACCCAUAUAAAAAACACUGUUUCAUAAGGUCGACCCAUAUAAAAAAAACACUGUUUCAUAAUGUCGACCCAUAUAAAAAACACUGUUUCAUAAUGUCGACCUAUAUAAAAAACACUGUUUGAUAAUGUCGACCCAUAUAAACAAGGUCGACCCUGGGAAAAUGAUCAAUGGGUAGAUGAAUGUGUUAUUAGUUACCAUUACAUUCUGAUAAUGAUACCUGUUUGUAAGAAGCUCUUUAUGUUCUGCUUUAAAAUAAGCUUCCUACGUUGCCUCAGAUACCAGGAUAUUUGGGGGAAAUAUUUUAGAGAACAUAACUUAAAAACACUGUUUGAUAAUGUCGACCCUGGGAAGGUAAUGGGCUUUGUCCGGGAGGUGGGGUUGUCAUCGAAGGUUUGAUUUGCAAUAGGGCAAAGAAAUUGUGAACAUAAACUAUUUAAAACAGAUUUUUAUUAAAUUAAUAAAUUUUUACUAUCUUAACAUUGAAUAGACCUUGUUUUUAAUGACUUAACUGUAUAAAAUUUAGCUCUUGUGAUAUGAAGGGAGAAUAACCCUUGAGGGAUUAUGGGCAUGACAUGGCCUAAAUUGUGCC